Messenger RNA from Penaeus chinensis, 749 nucleotides. RefSeq names its product 40S ribosomal protein S5. The transcript is spliced from 6 exons. Gene Ontology annotation, biological process: ribosomal small subunit assembly; translation. Gene Ontology annotation, cellular component: ribosome; cytosolic small ribosomal subunit. NCBI's taxonomy places the organism in Eukaryota, Metazoa, Arthropoda, Malacostraca, Decapoda, Penaeidae. Gene Ontology annotation, molecular function: rRNA binding; mRNA binding; structural constituent of ribosome. The record is from RefSeq and is a predicted model, not a curated record. The coding region runs from base 92 to 724 and encodes 210 amino acids.
UUCUUUCUGGUCGUGCUCCUAUACACGAGGUGAGCGAACGCGACGUCGACUCCUAUUUUACGGGGAAUUUAAGGGUGCACAUCGUCGAAGAAUGGUUGACUUUGAAGAUGCACAAGGAGCCCCCAAGGGGGAGGUGGAGGCCCCUGAACUGCCAGAGAUCAAGCUCUUUGGCAAAUGGUCCCUAGAUGAGGUGCAGCUCAGCGACAUGUCCCUCCAGGAUUACAUUGCUGUGAAGAAGUACUAUGCCAAGUACCUGCCCCACUCUGCUGGCCGCUAUGCUGCCAAGCGUUUCCGCAAGGCUCAGUGCCCCAUUGUGGAACGUCUGACCAACUCCCUCAUGAUGCACGGUCGCAACAACGGCAAGAAGCUCAUGGCUGUCCGCAUUGUCAAGCACUCCUUCGAGAUCAUCCACCUCCUCACUGGAGAGAACCCAGUUCAGGUUGUGGUGAAUGCAAUCAUCAACUCUGGUCCCCGUGAGGACUCCACACGUAUUGGUCGUGCUGGUACUGUCAGACGUCAGGCUGUUGAUGUGUCUCCACUGCGUCGUGUUAACCAGGCCAUCUGGCUCUUGACCACUGGUGCCCGUGAGGCCUCUUUCCGUAACAUCAAGACCAUUGCUGAAUGUCUUGCUGAUGAGCUCAUCAACGCUGCCAAGGGAUCAUCCAACAGCUACGCCAUCAAGAAGAAGGACGAGUUGGAACGUGUUGCCAAGUCCAACCGUUAAGUGAAAAUAAAUACAUUACUUGUCA